This is a messenger RNA of Cutaneotrichosporon cavernicola, 981 nucleotides long. RefSeq lists its product as uncharacterized. NCBI's taxonomy places the organism in Eukaryota, Fungi, Basidiomycota, Tremellomycetes, Trichosporonales, Trichosporonaceae. Bases 1 to 981 code for a protein of 326 amino acids. The transcript is spliced from 3 exons. The record is from RefSeq and is a predicted model, not a curated record.
AUGGAUAAGGCGCGGGCGUCCACUCUUCACGACAUUGUCGUCGACUACGUAAUCAACAAUGCGUACGCCGGAACAGCCUCCGUCCUCUCCCGCACCCCGGUGCCGGGAUCUCCCUCCUCCUCCCCGACGCCGCAGGAAGCCCCCUCCGCCCCAGCCCCAAGCCUGAUGGAGCAGCUGGCCGAACGCUCCAAACGAGCAGAGGCAAUGGACGUCGACGAAACCCCCGAAACCCUCUCCCCAACCGUACUGGAACGCCUGGCCAGACGUAGGGAGAUUAUUGAGUACAUUCUCUCUGGGUCGAUCGCGCCCGCUGUCGACGCUUUGAACGCCCACUUCCCCGCCGUCCUCACCCCAGUCCCAGCGACUAGUUCACCUAGGGCGCGGGGAGCAUCGCACGCAACCCCGGUUUUCGCAAAGAGUACAGAGCCAGAACACAUCGCUCUCAACCUCCAAAUACAGAGCUUUAUCGAACACUUUCGCCAGAUUGUACCCUCGGCGCCUUCCUCGCCUACGAGCAGCAUCGGAAGCCUGAAUGGCAGCUCGUCUGCCCCGUUAGAUGCCGCGCUUAACGUACUUGCAGCGAUUAAUACCGCGGCGUCCAAGUUGCCGUCUUACCCGCGCAGCGUCUAUCUCCAAGAGUUCCGCGAUGUUGGUGGCCUUCUCGCAUACACCAACCCCGAGAAUAGCGAGCUCGCGGGAUUCCUCGACCAGAAGCGCCGCGUCGCACUCGCGGCACAGGUCAAUGCUGCUAUUCUGCACUCUGAGGGCCGCGCAACCCAGUCGUACCUCGAGCAAAUUGCUCGCCGUACAUCAGCAAUCUACGAGACGAUUACGGAGAAGGACAUCGACCCCCAGCCCGUCUGGGCCGGCACGGACCUCAAGGGCGCCGGUGCGGCAUACCGAAUCUCGGAGCAGCUCAAGCGCCGGCCCUUCCAGAAGGGUGGCUUCAACCUGCACGAGUACGUGUGGGAGAUGGCGUAG